This is a messenger RNA of Chroicocephalus ridibundus (black-headed gull), 1662 nucleotides long. RefSeq names its product cytochrome b-c1 complex subunit 2, mitochondrial. Bases 126 to 1499 code for a protein of 457 amino acids. The record is from RefSeq and is a predicted model, not a curated record. Gene Ontology annotation, molecular function: metal ion binding. The transcript has 14 exons. Gene Ontology annotation, cellular component: mitochondrion. Lineage: Eukaryota; Metazoa; Chordata; Aves; Charadriiformes; Laridae.
GUGGAGUCUGGGCAUUCGCUCGCUAGACAGUGAACGCGGCGCAGGGCGUGCCGGGAAGGCAGAGUCUUCCUGCGGGGCAGCCAUCUUGUUCUCCUCGCCAGGGCCGAGCUGAGGGGCGCCGAAGGAUGAAGGGGUUCCCGGUGGUUGCGCGCUCCCUCUCGAAGAGACUUUACUCACUUAAGGUUGCUCCUAAAGUUGCAACCUCAGCAACUGCAGAACGAGUGAAGUUAUCUCCAGAGUCUGAGGAUCUUGAGAUAACAAAACUACCAAAUGGCUUAAUUAUUGCGUCUCUGGAAAAUUUUUGUCCAGCUUCAAGAAUUGGUGUGUUUAUUAAAGCAGGCAGCAGAUAUGAAACCGCUAGUAACUUGGGAACUGCUCACUUGCUUCGUCUUGCAUCUAAUUUGACUACUAAAGGAGCAUCUUCUUUCCGGAUUACUCGUGGCAUUGAAGCUGUUGGGGGUAGCCUGAGUGUGUACUCAACAAGAGAGAAAAUGACUUACUCUGUUGAAUGCCUGCGUGACUACGUCGACACAGUAAUGGAGUACCUUCUUAAUGUUACCACGGCAUCAGAGUUCAGACCAUGGGAAGUAGCUGAUCUUCAGCCACGAUUAAAAGUUGACAAAGCAAUCGCAUUUCAGAAUCCUCAAGUUGGAGUGCUGGAAAACUUGCAUGCUGCAGCUUAUAAGAAUGCUCUGGCAAACCCCUUAUAUUGUCCAGAUUACACAAUUGGAAAAAUUACUUCUGAGCAGCUUCACCAUUUUGUACAGAACAAUUUCACCAGUGCGAGAAUGGCUCUUGUAGGAAUAGGUGUAAAGCACUCUGACUUAAAGCAAGUUGCAGAGCACUUUCUAAAUAUCCGAAGUGGAGCUGGUAUUUCGAGUGCAAAGGCUGUCUAUCGAGGGGGAGAAAUCAGAGAGCAGAAUGGUGAUAGCCUUGUCCAUGCUGCUAUCGUAACAGAAGGAGCUGCUGUUGGAAGUGAAGAAGCAAACGCGUUCAGUGUUCUCCAGCAUGUUUUAGGUGCUGGACCCCUUAUCAAGAGGGGAAGCAAUGUUACCAGCAAAUUGUCCCAGGGUAUUGCUAAAGCAACUACCCAGCCAUUUGAUGCUUCCGCAUUUAAUGUUAAUUACUCUGAUUCUGGGCUCUUUGGGGUUUAUACCAUAUCCCAGGCUCCAAAUGCUGGGGAGGUAAUUAAAGCUGCUUUGAACCAGAUAAAGGCAGUUGCUCAGGGUAGCAUCACCGAUGACGAUGUCAAAAAGGCAAAAAAUCAGCUGAAAGCCACCUAUUUGAUGUCAGUGGAGACUGCAGAAGGGUUACUGAAUGAAAUUGGCUCCGAGUCACUGGUUUCUGGCACACACACAUCACCAUCUGUUGUUGCUCAAAAAAUCGACUCUGUAGCCACUGCUGAUGUUGUGAAUGCUGCAAAGAAGUUUGUCAAUGGGAAGAAAUCAAUGGCAGCUAGUGGGGAUUUGGGAAAUACUCCUUUUCUUGAUGAGUUGUAAAAGCAAAACUGGGAUGCGGAUUCAAGAUGGACCUGAGCUCUAAGUCACCUAUGUUCUAAAUAAAUUACUACUAACUUGUUAUUUAUGAAUUCAUUUCUUUCAGAAAUUUAAUCUGGAGUAAUUGUGGGCUUGCACUCAUCAAAUAAAGUGCUGAGUUCAUACA